Messenger RNA from Aspergillus steynii IBT 23096, 1300 nucleotides. RefSeq names its product Yip1 domain protein. The transcript is spliced from 4 exons. NCBI's taxonomy places the organism in Eukaryota, Fungi, Ascomycota, Eurotiomycetes, Eurotiales, Aspergillaceae. Gene Ontology annotation, cellular component: trans-Golgi network; membrane. Bases 191 to 1090 code for a protein of 299 amino acids. Gene Ontology annotation, biological process: endoplasmic reticulum to Golgi vesicle-mediated transport. The record is from RefSeq and is a predicted model, not a curated record.
CUUCUUCCUGUCUGGAUCCCUGACGUCUGCUGCUUUCUCGUUACCUGAAGAUUCCUUGCUUGGCAUACCUGGCCUGUUGCAGUAGCUCCCACCGCACUUGCUUUGGCAGGCUCUGCUACCGUCCGCGUAUUCCGACUCCCGCCGGAUAACCACCUGAACUGAGCCCAGUUAUCAAUCAGCAGUGCCUACCAUGGCCAGCGCAUCCACCCACUAUCCCCAUCGGGACUCUCACGACGAUGAAUCGAUCCUGGAUGACGACGUGAUUGAUGCUGAUGACGCCAUCGAAGCCGAUGACCCCUUGCACGAUACGUCGGACACGGCCCCGUUACGAGGCAACAUCCAGUCGGAGUCCUCGAGCUCCGGAGGUCGCAACCUGUCCGGCAAUUACCUGACGUCGUCGAUUCCCGGCGAGGACCGUCGCGCGACGCACAACACCAUCGACGAGAGUGUCUGGGACACCGUUUCCCGCGACCUGCUGGCAGUCUGGGAGAAGCUGCGCCAGGUUCUGUGGCCGAAAUACUUGAUCGGUGGAAUGCUACAGCGCGGAGGGGGCGGGAUUGGCGCGGCCGAACGGGGAGAGGCCACCGGGUUCGGGGGUGGCUUGAGGAACAUCGCCGGACGCUGGCCGGACGCCGAUAUGGUCCUCCAGGGUGGCAUGAGCGAGGGAUUGCGCGAUUGGGAUCUUUGGGGUCCGCUCAUCUUCUGUUUGCUUUUGAGUAUGUUCUUGGCUUUCCGCGCCAGUGAAGAUCAGUCGGAUUUGGUCUUCUCGGGGGUUUUCUCGAUCGUGUGGAUCGGGGAAGCCGUCGUGACUCUGCAGAUCAAGCUGCUGGGUGGAAAUAUCUCCUUCUUCCAGUCCGUGUGCAUCAUCGGCUACACCCUUUUCCCACUCGUGAUCGCUGCCCUCCUAAGUGCCUUGGGUCUCCCGACCAUCGCCCGGAUACCGGUUUAUCUCGUGCUGAUCGCAUGGUCUUUGGCAGCCGGUGUAAGCAUUCUGGGGGGGUCGGGCGUGCUGCGAAACCGAGUCGGGAUUGCGGUCUACCCACUUUUUGUGUUUUAUAUUGCCAUUGGGUGUCUCUGCUUCAUCAGUUAAGGGAGAGAAGGGCGUGCAUGGAGCGUUGGCUGAAGGACUUCGAGAGAACCGCAAGCGGACGAAGCACCGGGCGCCGUGUUGGAGCCGGGCGAGGUUAUUACAAGAUGCUCUUUCUGCGAAUGUUUGGGCAGGAAACGUUUCCUUUUUCUUAUCUUCUCUAUUUUAUCUUCCAAGUGUCAUAGUUCGUGCGCAAUGUAUCCAUUAGACGAG